Molecule: messenger RNA, 1242 nt
Organism: Penicillium canariense
Lineage: Eukaryota; Fungi; Ascomycota; Eurotiomycetes; Eurotiales; Aspergillaceae
Exons: 2
Coding region: 1-1242 (413 amino acids)
Biological process (GO): regulation of DNA-templated transcription
Molecular function (GO): DNA-binding transcription factor activity
Source: RefSeq, a predicted model, not a curated record
AUGGCCCGCAAACAGGCAACGGAAGAGCCCGUCCCCCCGAUGCCGGGAGAGGACGCCGUGGAGCGCAAGCGAGUGUUGAAUAUUCUGGCGCAGAGAAGAUAUCGAAAGAGAAAGAAGGAGCGUAUGCAGGCGCUGGAGUCUCGCGCCAAUGGCCCUGAGCUUUCUGGGGUCCUUUUAUCUGACCAACAGGGGAGACACCCUAGCAGGGAUAACUCGCGGACAACAGUCGGAUCUCAGGAUGUCUUGAAGCCUCUGGAUCAGAAUGGUCAUUGUACUGCUUCAAGCGAUCCAUAUGUGGCGAAUACCCCCAAUCUCGACCUCACCUAUUUUGACGCACAGGUGAAUGUCAGCUUUCAGAACGACGAAUCGUAUGCUGCAUUCCAAUCUGCAUCAUGGCCCGACACUCGAGACUUGCAUCCAGUAAGCCUCUCAGCAUCGGGCUUACUUGAAUUGCCACCAUCACUCGCGCUUCCCACUACGAGCUCUAGCGAUGCUUCGUGGGCGCAGCUGGCAGGAUGCUCUGACUGGAUCGGACAAACCCAAGUCCUUGAUGACAUCGACAAGCAGCUUGCAGAAGAUCUGCCGACCAGUACAGAAAACACGUAUGAUCUAUCCGCAGAGCUACAGGCCGAUGAUACUUCAUUCUUCACGUUUCCGGACGAUCGGAUACUUGCCGUACCAUCCCUCACUCUUCUCAACGCGGCCAUGAAAGUGGCACAGCGAUUGGGUAUCAAUGGGUUGAUUUGGGAUUUUACAGCUGUGAGUCCUUUCUAUACGGGAGACCAAUCUCACACGUCCAUCUCAUCGCCACCGUCUUUGGAAACCGGCUUGUCCACUUCGGCAACAUCACCAGCAAACUCUGUGGACCUGACUGAACUUCCGUCUCACCUGCUGCCAACCCCUACUCAGCGCCUCAUUCCCCACCAUCCAAUAAUCGACCUUCUCCCUUGGCCAAGUACCCGAGACAAAUUGAUUCAUGUGUUCCAUCUCCCGCCCAAUCUACGGCCGCCGAAUGCCCAGGAUCCGAUGGGCCUUCUCCGGUUAGUCUACGACAUGGAAGAUGGAGGGGGUGAAGGAAUGAGAAUUAGUGGCGACGAUCCAUUUGAGCCAUGUGUUUGGGAGAUAGGCCAAGUGGUAUUUGAGAGGUGGUGGUGGGCAUUUGAGACCAGCGUCGUGGAAAGAAGUAAUCGGGCUCGAGGUAACAGAGGCGAGAGAAUAUUAGCACUGGAAAGCCAUAAGUGA